GUUUUGGUGGAGAUACGCGGGCACAUUCAAACUUGGUUUGUGAGCAAACAGUAUCAAUUUAUUUGUGUUUUUAUAUUAUGCGCGCUUAGAGUGAGACAAGUCGCAGCGCGAACUCACUCUUUUGGAUUGGAUGGUUAAAAGCCACCUCCAGUACUGUAUUUUAACAGCCUCUAUUUGUCUAACAUUUAGUCACUGUUAAUUGUUAAAGUAAACUGCAGUUCAUAAUAUUAAAAUUGUUCUCUAAAGACGAAGGAAUCUCUUUACAGUACAUUUUAAUAUUAUCAAAAUCGCCUGUUGGAACGAAGAAAUCUUCCUGCAUUGCGAUAAAGAUAGAUUUGAGCGAUGCUCCUCUUAUCAUCUUUUAAAGGCCUUAUUUUGAUCGUAUCGCUAGAUUGAAGUCAUUGCGAAGUUCCAAUUUCAUUUAACUAGACGAUCUAACUCCCUUAGGUUUAACCAUCAGAGUAGCUAUCUAAUGCGUGCCUAAAUGCAGAUUUGAUCAUAAGAACACUGUAAGCCAGUAGACGGAUUGAAAUGUAAAUGGGAGCUUUUAAAACCUUGAUCAAGUGAAAUUUGCAUAACAACAGCGAAGAAACCCUGUUGCUCAUAGUAUUUAUUUGUGUACUGGCAGCGAAGAAAUCCUGCUACACACCAUUAAGCAGUUAAGUUGCACAAACCGUAAGAAUCUGUUGGGAUUUGACUCUCAAUGUUCUUGUGAUAACUGCAGUAAAUUUCGUUAGAAUGAGAAUAGUCUCACACUAAACGCUAUCAGUCUAAGCACGAUUGGAGUUAAGGCACAGUACCUUAAACUAACACUAGAGGGCAGGCUGUUUAAGUAUCUAACACUUCUUGAACUCCUUCUACCUUCCUGUUUUCACCUUGGGUGGGCGCACCCACUCCCCCUUGUGGGCAUUCUCUGCUAGGUCGACUUGGUACUCUAAUUUGUUGAUUUUAAUUUCCCUUCUGCUUCAUCGGUCAUUAUCAUUCUAGCCAUUCUAGUUACCUGCAGUUUCAUUUUUAAUUUUAUUUAUUCAUUUAUUUUUAUUUCUUGUUUUCGUAUUAGUUUUUCAUAUCCAGUACUAUUUUUGUUUUUCUUUAUUAUCUUUUAUUACGUUUAUAAUUUUGUUUGUUUUGUCCUUUUUUUUAAAAAUUAUUAUUUUAUUUUUUUUAUUUUAAUUUUAAUUUUUAAUCAGGGUCUCUCCCCCUUUUCUCUCCCACUUUACCACUCACUUAUUUAAAUUUAGUUUAAACAGUGUUUGAAUUCAAAUUUAAAGUUAAUUUCUGUAUUCUAGCCAUUUUUGUUCACCUAUAGGUAACACUCCCUCUAGUGCUUAGUUGGUGAAGUGACAGUUGCCUCCACGGCGGAUCGCAGUGAGCUGCCACGGGAUCCAGAUUGAAUCACCUCAAUCCAUCACUAAGCCUAGCCAUAGAAUACUGACCCAAAAUUAGGGUGCUCCUAAAUCUUUAAGGUAAUUAGCCGCUCCACAGGCUGCCACACUAGAUGUUAUGACCCAGCAGCGCCCUCUACUCGGUAGGCCCUGUCAUAACCCCUAACAGCAGUAAAAGGCUUAAACCUGCUCUCUCCUCUAUCCCUCUCUGUGUUUUGAUUUGUUGAUUUGUUUGUUUUUCAUUUUGUUCUGUUUUGUUUGCCUAGAGACCGAACCUUUGAGAAUCAUCAGGGAAGGCUGAGUAAUAGAUUGACGACCCAAGCUGCCAAAGUCUUAAGACGAUCACGCUGUCAACAAUCUGAGUUAGAUCCUUUCCGGUGCCCCCCCCACAACAAUUAGACACACCGUGCCAUUCACGGCCGAGAUAACAGGUGUCUGGUCUACACUCCGCAAACUGUUUGUACUCCUCAGACAGACCGUGCAUAGAACGUAUAAUUACUAUAAUUGCAGCCUGCUAACGCUGUAAGGACUUGCAUUGGCCUUUUCGUGCUGUCCCUCUCUCCCUCUCUCCCUCUCUCUCUCUCUCUCCCUCUCUCUUUUCACCAGUGAGCCAGCAUGUCUCGAUCAUCCAGCCCUGAUGCCCACUGGGAUCGACUAGCGUCCUGGCUGAGUGCCAUAACUGGUACACUCCUGUCUGAAGCAGCCGGCGGCCUGCAGCACCUGAGCCGGGAACAGCUCGACGACAACCUGAGCGCCCUGAUGUCACACGAUCCGACACAGGACUACAGCCACAAAGAUCUCACCAAGAUCCUCGGGCCCCUCGCCCACAACCUCCUCGCUCAGGCAAAGCUGGGAGAAGCAAGCAUCUCCCGCAUGGAACAGGAAGCAGCAGCGCUGAAGCUCCAGGCUGAGGAGGCUCAGAGAAACCUGGUGCUUGCUCAAAGUCAACUGGACCAGCUAACGUCGGAGACUCAGCACCAGCACAGGACGGCGGAUGAAAAGGACCCAGAGCUGCAGGAGGAAGUAGAAAGACUCCAGAAAGCCUUAACUGAUCUCCGUGUAGACACAACACGCCGAGAGCAGUGGGAAAAGGACACCAGAGAGGAACUAAGUGAAAAACUUCAGCGAGCCGAGGCUCUCCUGAUGAGAGCAGAGACUGAACUCAAAGAGAGAGAUGCUAGGGCCAGGGCCUGUGAAGGCCACCUGCAAAGUUCCCGGGCUGAAGUCAGUGCCCUGGCCCAACAAAGAGACUAUUUAAAAGAUGAACUUGAUACGGUUCACCGAGAGCUUAAAUAUGCAUAUAGACUGCAAAGUGACUCUGAAAGGGAAAUGCACACCACAGAAUUUCCCCUAACCAGCAGAUUGAUACCUCCUAGUCAAGGGUUUCCAGUUCGAAAGGGGGGUGAGAGCCCACUGCUCAAGACAUCACCUGCCAGCAUCCCUGAACCCCCAGCAGCAGCAAGGGGGUGGGAGCCUUUUCAAAGGCUGUCUUCCAGUCACGGCGUGUCACCUAAAGAAUUGGAUAAGCUGGCUAGAAACAUUCCCACUUUCACUCCAAACCCUGCAGGAGGCCACGAUGUGCACGCCUACUUAAAAGACAUUGACUUUCACUUGCAAACUGUUGCCAAUGUUACCACACGAGACAGACUCUAUCUGCUCCGAAUCACCGCUAGCCGUGAGGUGAGGAGCUUUCUAGACCGGCAGCCAGAAACGGUCGAAGUGGAUUACCAGCAAAUGCAGCAGGCUCUGAUUAAGGAGUUCUCUGACCCAGAGUCAGAGCAAGGACUGAUUACUGCCAUGGACCUUAAACAGGGCAGACAGGAAACCACACAGGCUUACUACAACAGGCUCAGACAGGCCUACUUCGGAGCACGGAACGAGCCAGGAAUGGAACAGGAUUUCAACUUCAAAAUUCUGUUCCUCCGGAACCUGCACCCAACAGUGAGCCACCACUUGGGGGUUCUGGCUUGCCCACGGACUAUGUCCACCCAACAGCUGCGAGAUUUGGCCCAUAAGGCCUAUGUUAAACAAAAGACUGCUUCUGAAAAGACAGGAAAAAACCCCACAAUCUAUCCUGUCACUAAUCAGAGUUCUGAACUUGCUCUAGAGGGCGCCGAGCCAAGCCACACUGACAAACCUGUCAACACAAUGUCAAGGUCCUUCCCAACCAGCAGAGAGCAGCAUGGCCAUGGUGGUGCCCGUCCUAAGCACCAGUAUGAGCGCCCCGAGAGAUCCUGGGACAGGUCACAACCACCCCUCAACCGAAGGGGUGGAGCCACAUGGGAAGCCAAGAGACGGCCCAAGGGGAACCGACACUCACAGACACAAGCACCAAGCUCGGACUGCCAGCAGCAGAACCCCUCUCAACAGGCCCUGGACAAGCCCAAAUAUAAACCAUCCACAGAACAGAACCAGAAAGCUACAUCUGAAUCAGCAGAGAUCAUGAGACUUUUAAAGGAACUCCUCCAAGAAAAGCACCAUAAGGGAAAGAAAAGGGAUGAGUCAGAUCAGCUAUGACUAAGCAUUAGCUCUGACCCCAACGCCCACUCAGAGUCCCCUCAAAAUGAACUUCCCAACCAGAUCACUGCUAAUCCACUGUUAACCACAGAACCAGAUAUCUCAUCACCAAGUGGUGACAUCACUCAACCACCUCAGCUGACUGUGGAACCACCAGAACCAGCCAACAUCCCGCAACACACCUCCAGCCAGGACUGCAAAGU
Molecule: messenger RNA, 4105 nt
Organism: Sinocyclocheilus rhinocerous
Lineage: Eukaryota; Metazoa; Chordata; Actinopteri; Cypriniformes; Cyprinidae
Exons: 1
Coding region: 2001-3902 (633 amino acids)
Source: RefSeq, a predicted model, not a curated record